UCCUGUUCUCUGUCUCACAGUCUCUGCCCGACUCUUUAACCUCAGUCGACGGUUCGACUGUUUCUGUCUUUGCUGAAUCCCCCGAUGGAUUCAGGCUGAUUGAUCGUAAUGAGUUUGGGGAGCUCAGACAUGGCUGGAAGUGCACUGGGAACAGCCUUCUCCCUCCUGCUCCUCGCCUCUAUUAUACAAGGGUCCCAGGACGUUGAGGUGUUCCAUUAUAAAAAGAUGGAGGCAGUGGCGGGCCAGGACGUUGUGUUACCCUGUACUGUAAAUGGCCGUUCUGAUCUCAAGCUUGUCAGUAUUGAGUGGAGUAAGAAUAUAAAUGAGAUCACAAAGAUGGCUGUGUACAGCCCAAGUUAUGGAAUGCAUCUAUUUUGGCCUAAUGUCAGCAUCCAGAUUGAGAUGAAGACAUUGGGCUCCAACCUACACCUUCCUGAGGUGUCAAAAUGGGACAGUGGUGUGUAUAUUUGUGAAAUCGCGACCUUUCCUCUGGGCUCCAUCAGGAGAGAAACACAGCUGGAGAUCAAAGAAAUAAAGUGUGAUGCGAAUGGCACUCUCGAGGUCCACGCCGGUGAAAAUGUGACCAUUCACUGCACGGCGCUCCCUGAUGUGCGGUACAGGUGGACAAAGAACAAGGAGCUGGUGUCGGAGAAGGAAUCUCUGGAGCUCUCGUGGGUGACUGAUGCUCACGGAGGGGCUUACACACUGACUGUCAACACAGGAAACAGCACUCUGCACAAACAGUUUACCAUCACUGUGCUCACUGCAACCACAGGCUCGGUGACAGAUCCUGUGACACAGUCAGCACCAUCUAACGUAACUGAGGAGGGUUUGAUCAACUCAACAUACAGCAGCCCCACCACAUCACCGGCCCCUGGGCGUUCAACCACCAUUGAUACCAGUGUAACUUGGAGUGUGGGCACCGAUGGAACAGAUGUUAAUCCAAACCCUGGCAAUGUUACAACCACACCUGGAGAGCAUGCUAAUACUACACAUAUUAGUGACACCAUAACCCCUGCCAUACACACUGACACCAGCCACUUCAACACCUCCACUGAUCAAGAGGUAAACCCCACUCACGCUUCAAACACAUCCACCCUUUCUGACCAGUCAGUGGCCAGCGAUCCAUCCACAACACCAAGUUAUGGUAGGACAGAGUUCAGAUCGACACAGGAGAUGAGGAAUGAGUCCAUGCCACAUACAGUCCAUGCACAGUUCAAUACCUCGGCCAGCCCGGAGGAAUCCAGCACCGUGGGAAACAUUUCAGGAAACUCCAACAUCCCUGAUGCAGCCCCAACGCUGAGCAGCGUUAAUAUAGGCAACACUGAAGGUACUGGUGGUGCACGGAGUCAUCUAUUGUUGCUGUUAAUCAUCGUUCCAGCGCUGGUAUUGAUCGCCGUGGCUGGCUUUAUCUACAGGAAACAAAUGAUAAAGCACAGGAUGGAUUUGCCGCCUCCAUUCAAACCCCCUCCACCCCCGGUUAAGUACACGGCUGCAAGACAAAGUGACUUUUCCACGCAGCGAUUCCCCACGUCGAGGUGUAACUCGGUGGCAUUUGAAAACAGAAUCAUUACCCCUGACACGUUACACAUUGACCGUUGAUACAUUACACGUUCUAAUCAUGAGGAAUGCGACCGAUGCUCGGCCGUACGGAGGAUUGUUAAAUCUGUCAUGUUCAGUUGCGGCCAGUCUCGCAACAGCAGCGACAAAACAGUUGCAGGCAAUUGUGCAAAUGUGGGCUGCAUGUACAUCUGAUGUGGGUUCUUUGUUAUUGUGUAUAAAAUGCGCGUGUGGUUUUUAUAUUUGCAUCAAACACAUUCUGAUCCAUUAAAUGUUGAUGUCUGGUUUUAAUGUCACUCUGAACGAUUACACCGCAGGUGCUAAUGUUAUUUACUUUGUUUUAUUGCUUUUAUUACGCAUUCACUGUGUCCAUCUAAUCAUUUCUUAUCAACCUGCUAUUGUAUCAUAUGCAGCAAUAAACAUGCAUCCUACACUGCUGGAACAAUAUG
This is a messenger RNA of Acanthopagrus latus (yellowfin seabream), 2009 nucleotides long. RefSeq lists its product as uncharacterized. Gene Ontology annotation, biological process: inflammatory response; cell-matrix adhesion. Lineage: Eukaryota; Metazoa; Chordata; Actinopteri; Spariformes; Sparidae. The coding region runs from base 109 to 1602 and encodes 497 amino acids. The transcript is spliced from 7 exons. The record is from RefSeq and is a predicted model, not a curated record.